Carlito syrichta (Philippine tarsier) is the source of this 2417-nucleotide messenger RNA. RefSeq names its product cyclin G2 (gene CCNG2). Gene Ontology annotation, biological process: regulation of cyclin-dependent protein serine/threonine kinase activity; mitotic cell cycle phase transition. Gene Ontology annotation, molecular function: cyclin-dependent protein serine/threonine kinase regulator activity. Gene Ontology annotation, cellular component: nucleus; cytoplasm; cyclin-dependent protein kinase holoenzyme complex. The record is from RefSeq and is a predicted model, not a curated record. Lineage: Eukaryota; Metazoa; Chordata; Mammalia; Primates; Tarsiidae. The coding region runs from base 90 to 1124 and encodes 344 amino acids. The transcript is spliced from 7 exons.
CGGUUCCCCUCGCUGGAGGUGUCGUUUCCUAGCGUUUCCAGCCCCUGUCAGCCCCGGGUUACCGGCUGUGCGUGGUGUCGUUGCUGCAGAUGAAGGAUUUGGGGGCCAAACCCUUGGCAAGUCGGGAAAGGGUCCAGCUCUUCGGAGUGUUGAGCCUCUACCUGGAGCAAGAACAGAGAUUCCAGCCCCGGGAGAAAGGGCUGAGUGUGAUUGAGGCCACCCCAGAGAAUGAUAACACUUUGUGUCCAAGAUUGAGAAAUGCCAAAGUAGAAGAUUUAAGGAGUUUAACUAACUUUUUUGGAUCUUGCACUGAGACUUUUGUCCUGGCUGUCAAUAUUUUGGACAGAUUCUUGGCUCUUAUGAAGGUGAAGCCUAAACAUUUGUCUUGCAUUGGAGUCUGUUGUUUUUUGCUGGCUGCUAGAAUAGUUGAAGAAGAAUGCAAUAUUCCAUCCACUCAUGAUAUGAUCCGGAUUAGUCAAUGUAAAUGUACUGCUUCUGACAUAAAACGGAUGGAAAAAAUAAUUUCAGAAAAAUUACACUAUGAAUUGGAAGCUACUACUGCCUUAAACUUUUUGCACUUAUACCAUACUAUUGUACUUUGUCAUACUUCAGAAAGGAAAGAAAUACUGAGUCUUGAUAAGCUAGAAGCUCAACUGAAAGCUUGCAACUGCCGACUUGUCUUUUCAAAAGCGAAACCAUCUGUAUUAGCUUUGUGCCUUCUCAAUUUGGAAGUAGAAACUUUGAAAUCCGUUGAACUACUGGAAAUUCUCUUGCUAGUUAAAAAACAUUCCAAGGUUAAUGACACCGAGUUCUUUUACUGGAGGGAGUUGGUUUCUAAAUGUCUAGCUGAAUAUUCUUCUCCUGAAUGUUGCAAACCAGAUCUUAAGAAGCUGGUUUGGAUUGUUUCAAGGCGCACAGCCCAGAAUCUCCACAAUAGCUACUAUAGUGUUCCUGAGCUGCCAACGAUACCGGAGGGGGGUUGUUUUGAUGAAAGUGAAAGCGAGGACUCUUAUGAAGAUAUGAGUUGUGGAGAAGAGAGUCUCAGCUGCUCUCCUCCCAGUGACCAGGAGUGCGCCUUCUUUUUCAACCUCAAGGUGGCACAGACACUGUGCUUUCCAUCUUAGAAAUCUAAUGUUUUGUGUCAGAAUUUAUGUGUACAGGUUUCAAAGCAAUAAAUGGGGGAGUGGGUAGUUUUCUGGUUCAGCCCCCAUCUAGGCAGAAAUGACACAGACUGGAAUAUCUACCUUCUAUGUAUUCUUCAGAUCAGAUCUGGCCUAUUUUCAUAUUUAUCCUAAGCCAUUGAAUGGGUUAGUGCCUCUUAAACAAUACAAGUUCUCUAGACCGUGGCACUUUAUUUUUCUCAUUGAUCUUUAGCUACUUGGGGGAGGAGGGAAAGUGCUGAUACCUUCCAUUUGCUACUUUUCAAGAUUUUUACAGAUAACUAGCAUAGUGAAUCUUAAGCGUUUUAUAAAGCUUUCGGGUGUCUUUAUUUAAACAGAUUGGAAGUGCACUUAGGUGCUUCCUUAGCAGGGACAGUGGAUAAUCCUUUAUGGCUUAUCUUGUAUUUCCCCCUCCCCCAUUUCUAAGAACAGAGAAAAUAUGCUCUUAAAUGUCAGACACCUUUUUUUAUUAUUGUUUUGUUUUUUAAAUGAUCAGUGUCUAUCUGAUGCAGAUCCUAUAUAUUUAGGAAUUAAAAUAUUGACAUUUCUGUGAAUUUUAGUAUAUAAUAUCUUAAUUGAGGUUUCUGCUAAACAGAUAAUCGACAGGCUAGGGCUAUUGCAUUCCUAAUGCCUAAAAAUUGUCAGACUAUACUGUUACUUUAGUAUUAUUAACAAAUCCAUAAUCUGCUAGUUUUGCAUGUACCUGUCUGAAAGCAGUGUGGGAAGUUGAACAUGGCUAGGUAACUACGGAAUUGAUACAUGUUGAUCUAGUAGGACAUUUUGUCUCAUUUUCAUAUAUUAAAAAAAUGCAUGAUUAUGUUUUAUUUCCUUUGCAACUCACAUUUCAAAAAUAAUGUGCUAGUAUAUGGGUGCCAAGAUUGAAUAUGAAGUAAAAAGAACCCAAGUGUUUGUAGUAUUAUAGUUUUAAGUAAAUCUGUGUGGUGGCACAGCCAUAAGAAUGAGACUAUAUACACUCUGUACAUGUAAGAUUUUUGUACAGAGAAUUUUUAAUUUUGUAAACUGUAUAUGAAAAUGUAAAUCUUUUUAAAAUGUACAUAAAAAUACUGUAUUUUUUUACCGUGUAUGUGAUAGUCUAGCCAUUGCAUGUAAAUAUAAUUUAUUGUGUGUUGUGUAUUGUGAAUUAAUCAUUAAUGACUUUUUGACUGGUGAGUCAACAUCCAUUGGUUGUUCUCCAAAGUGACUCUUUUUGAAGUGUUAAUAGAUUACAAGUCAAAAUAAAAUUGCUAAUUAAUUCUU